AACAAUAAAACAUCUGUACUCUCCACUUUGUUCUGGAAAUGUUAUCACCCAGAUAAUGGCAGGAAAAGUGAAGUGGGUAACUGAUAUAGAAAAAUCUGUUCUGAUAAACAACUUUGAGAAGAGAGGCUGGAUUCAGGUGGCAGAAAAUGAAGACUGGAAUUUUUAUUGGAUGAGUGUACAAACGAUCAGGAAUGUUUUCAGUGUGGAAACUGGCUACCGCCUUUCCGAUGACCAAAUUGUCAAUCAUUUCCCAAACCACUAUGAACUGACCAGGAAGGAUUUGAUGGUAAAGAAUAUCAAGCGAUACAGAAAGGAACUUGAGAAGGAAGGGAGUCCUCUUGCAGAAAAGGAUGAAAAUGGGAAAUAUAUCUAUUUGGAUUUUGUGCCUGUUACAUUUAUGCCUCCUGCUGACUACAAUCUCUUUGUUGAGGAAUUCAGGAAAAAUCCCUCCAGCACUUGGAUUAUGAAACCUUGCGGGAAAGCUCAGGGAAAAGGGAUAUUUCUUAUCAAUAAACUCUCUCAAAUUAAAAAGUGGUCUCGAGACAGCAAAACAUCUUCAUUUGUAUCUCAGUCUUCCAAAGAAGCUUACGUGAUUUCUCUCUAUAUCAACAACCCAUUGUUGAUCGGUGGAAAGAAAUUUGACCUUCGUCUCUAUGUUUUGGUAUCUACAUACCGUCCACUGAGGUGUUAUAUGUAUAAACUUGGAUUUUGUCGGUUUUGUACAGUGAAAUAUACACCAAGUACAAGUGAACUGGAUAACAUGUUUGUUCAUCUUACAAAUGUUGCCAUUCAGAAGCAUGGGGAUGAUUACAAUCAUAUCCAUGGAGGCAAGUGGACAGUGAGCAACCUGCGUCUGUACCUGGAAAGCACCCGUGGAAAGGAAGUCACCAACAAAUUAUUUGAUGAAAUUCACUGGAUAAUUGUGCAGUCACUGAAGGCUGUAGCCCCUGUAAUGAAUAAUGACAAACACUGCUUUGAGUGUUACGGAUAUGACAUUAUCAUUGAUGACAAGCUUAAACCGUGGCUAAUUGAGGUCAAUGCUUCCCCUUCUCUUACUUCCAGUACUGCUAAUGAUCGUAUCCUGAAGUACAAUCUCAUUAACGACACACUGAACAUUGCUGUGCCUAAUGGGGAAAUUCCAGACUGUAAAUGGAAUAAAUCUCCACCAAAAGAGGUUCUCGGCAAUUAUGAAGUCUUAUAUGAUGAAGAGAUGGCACAAAGUGAUGGGCCUGAUCGUGACAUGCGAAGUCGUUCUGGGCAAACCACUGGAAUGAAAGGAAAUCGUGCAAGAGAUUCAGGAAAGCCUGUACUAACCACCUGGAAGUGAUAGCAAAAUAAAAUCAGUGUAAAUGACUUCAUCUCUUGUUGAAAUUUAGAGCUGCAUUAUUGGUAGGAAGACACAAGGAAGCAAAAUGUAAUUCU
Tinamus guttatus (white-throated tinamou) is the source of this 1422-nucleotide messenger RNA. NCBI's taxonomy places the organism in Eukaryota, Metazoa, Chordata, Aves, Tinamiformes, Tinamidae. The record is from RefSeq and is a predicted model, not a curated record.